AAGUUUAAAUCAACUGAAACGACGCCGUCUCGCAAUAUCUUCGCCGCCGCCGCAAAUCAGAUCUUCCCUCGCGUGCCGGCCGGCCUGUGCAUGCUCGCGCCGGAUCGCUUCCGUUCAGCAGCAGCACGACGGCGGACCGGAGCUUCGGCGGGGGAAUCGCGAGUAAGGUCGAAACCGCGAUCGAACAAAAGCGAUUCGUCGCCGGUUCCCGUCUGUUGAUUUGGAUCCUGAUUCCUUCACGCCGUCGCUAGGGUUCGUGAUCUGUACUCGUGUCCGGAAGUGGGUGCGGGACCCGAGAAUCGCGAUUUUUGGCGACGGGUCGUUUUGCUCGUUGAGCUCCCGGGGUCCCGAGAUGGCGGCCGAGCGGAAAGCCGCGGCGGGGGACGCGAGGAGCGAUUUGUUCGAGGACGACGACGAGUUCGAGGAGUUCGAGAUCGACGAAGAGUUUGAUGCUCAGGAAGAGGUAAAAGAAGCUACCCAGCAGUGGGAAGAUGAUUGGGAUGAUGACGAUGUGAACGAUGAUUUUUCUCUGCAGCUAAGGACAGAACUGGAAAGUGCUGCCAAGAGCUGAACAUUGACAUAGGAAUUCUUGAUUGUUGCUCCUAGUUUAAGGUGUUGGUUUAGUAAUCAUCGUCUACCUCGUUUCCCUCGCAAAACAAACUUUGUACCUUCACAUUGACAUAGGAAUUUAGCUCUUUUGCUGCUCGCUCCA
Molecule: messenger RNA, 712 nt
Organism: Eucalyptus grandis
Lineage: Eukaryota; Viridiplantae; Streptophyta; Magnoliopsida; Myrtales; Myrtaceae
Product: protein DELETION OF SUV3 SUPPRESSOR 1(I)
Exons: 2
Coding region: 353-571 (72 amino acids)
Biological process (GO): double-strand break repair via homologous recombination; mRNA export from nucleus; proteasome assembly
Cellular component (GO): proteasome complex; proteasome regulatory particle, lid subcomplex
Source: RefSeq, a predicted model, not a curated record